AUGGCCGACUCAAGCAACGAACCACCAAACCUGAAUAGGGAAUCAUCCGACUCCAGCAGUGAAUCAUACAACUCCGGCAGUGAAUCAUCUGACUCCAGCAAUGAAUCACACAACUCCAGCAGUGAAUCACACAACUCCGGAAGUGAGCUAUCCGACUCCAGCAGUGAAUCAUACAACUUCAGCACUGAACCAUCCGACUCCAGCGGCACCAACUUCGAAAUCGAAUCAUUUGCAUCCGACUCCAGCGCUGAACUAUCCGACUCUGGCGCUGAACUAUCCGACUCAAGUGAAUCAAUUGACCAUCUAAAGCACUAA
Messenger RNA from Puccinia triticina, 315 nucleotides. RefSeq lists its product as uncharacterized. The transcript has 2 exons. The coding region runs from base 1 to 315 and encodes 104 amino acids. NCBI's taxonomy places the organism in Eukaryota, Fungi, Basidiomycota, Pucciniomycetes, Pucciniales, Pucciniaceae. The record is from RefSeq and is a predicted model, not a curated record.